Molecule: messenger RNA, 654 nt
Organism: Cryptosporidium muris RN66
Lineage: Eukaryota; Apicomplexa; Conoidasida; Eucoccidiorida; Cryptosporidiidae
Exons: 1
Coding region: 1-654 (217 amino acids)
Source: RefSeq, a predicted model, not a curated record
AUGACUUUAAGUAGAUCUUCAGUUAGUGCAGUUGGCUUGGAUAGCUUUGCAUUUCGUCAAUUUGAGUAUGGAUACUGUGGAAGUUAUAUUCCUAAUUAUACACCUAAACAGUUCUUAGCUGAAAUUAACAAGUUUAUUCAAUUGGAGUAUCCAGAAUUAGUUAGUGGCUAUGCUCCAUUUUGUAAACAUCUAUUUGUUCCUAACUUUACGCAGGCUAAAGUAUCAGUUAUAGAAAUUACACCUGAAAAUGAAAGAUACUUAAAAACCGGUUAUAUAUCCCGUAGAAAAGAGGAAUUACCCGUUUUAUCCAGAUGGUUCCCUUCUGAUUGUAAAUUUAUCAAAGAUUCCAUUAAUCUCCCUGCAAAAUAUCUGGAUAUUAUUUUAUAUAGUAGAGAACAAUGUGAAAAAGAGAUUCAAGGAAUGAAUUUGCAAGGUAAGCAUGAAAGGCUUGUAGAAGGAUCUAAUAGUGAUCCUGAUUGGUAUAUUAUCUCAAUUAAAUUACAAAAUGAAGAUUUUGAAACUCCUAUGGAACCUAUCACAAUGUUAAGGAAUACUAUAAUAGAGGAGGGCGGCAGCGGAGUGCCGCUCGAUAGGGAAAAAUAUUUAGAAUCUGUUAAUUACUGGAAAAAUCAUGCAGUAAUAUGCCCAAACUAA